CCCGCUGCGCCCUUCCUCGCAUCUGUCCGCCUGCUGUCGCCAUGCCUGUCCCCAAGAUCGCCCCCUCCAUGCUCUCCAGCGACUUUGCCAACCUCGCUGGGGAGGCCAAGCGCAUGGUCGAAGCCGGAGCCGACUAUCUGCACAUGGAUGUCAUGGAUGGCCACUUUGUGCCCAACCUCACCCUCGGAGCCCCCAUCAUCAAGUGUCUGCGCAAGCACACGAACGCAUUCCUGGAUUGCCAUUUGAUGGUCUCGAACCCUGAACAGUGGGUCGAUGACUACGCAAAGGCCGGUGCAUCCAUGUACACUUUCCAUAUCGAGGCCACAGCCAACGCUGCUGCCCUGAUUGCCAAGGUGCGUGCCACCGGCAUGAAGGUCGGUAUUGCCGUUAAGCCCAAGACGGCAAUCGAGUCGGUCUUUGACUACGCCAACGAUGUCGACAUGAUUUUGAUCAUGACCGUCGAGCCUGGAUUCGGCGGCCAGGCCUUCAUGAACGACUGCCUCCCCAAGGUCCGCGCUCUGCGCCAAAAGUUCCCCAACCUCGACAUCCAAGUCGAUGGCGGUCUUGCCAACGACACCAUCGAGCGGGCCACCGAGGCUGGCGCCAACGUCAUCGUCGCCGGCACCUCGAUCUUUAGUGCCCCAUCGCCCAAGGAUACCAUCCAGCACUUCCGCGACUGUGUCCUGCGAAACGUCACCAACAAAUAAAGGAGGUUUCAUGCAUCGGCGAAACGAUGCCGAAAGACCAA
Molecule: messenger RNA, 748 nt
Organism: Polychytrium aggregatum
Lineage: Eukaryota; Fungi; Chytridiomycota; Chytridiomycetes; Polychytriales
Product: Ribulose-phosphate 3-epimerase-like protein
Exons: 6
Coding region: 42-707 (221 amino acids)
Biological process (GO): pentose-phosphate shunt, non-oxidative branch; carbohydrate metabolic process; pentose-phosphate shunt
Cellular component (GO): cytosol
Molecular function (GO): D-ribulose-phosphate 3-epimerase activity; metal ion binding
Source: RefSeq, a predicted model, not a curated record